CUACUAGGUUGCAGCUCAUGUCGACCCCUCCCCAACUUCUCCUGCGCACUGCAAUCAAACUGAAUAUCAAAGACCGCUCCUGCGUAAAGUUGCUGGCACCCGCCUCUUCGCUCUCCAAACCUGAACCAUGUACCCGUUUAAUGCCAGUUUCAGUAACUUCAGUCUGAUGAUGGAGGUUGCGGACAUGCCCCGGGAUGAGAACCUGGCCAAAGUAGAGAUCGCGCUGCUCAGCGUCAUCUUCGUCUUUGCCGCUAUCCUGAACACGGGUCUACUACUGGUUCUGUGGAAGCGGCGCAAACAGGUAUCCAAGAUGCGUGUCUUGGUGUUCCACCUUUGCGUUGCAGACCUGGUUGUGGCGUUUUUCCAGGUGUGCCCGCAGCUCAUGUGGGACAUUACGGACAGAUUCAUCGGACCGGACCUGGUGUGCCGAUUGGUGAAGUAUCUGCAGGUCGUAGGCAUGUUUGCGUCCACCUACAUGAUCGUAGUGAUGACCAUUGACCGCUACCAGGCUAUCUGCAACCCUAUGGUCAAAUUUCAGAGGAGACGCAAGCGCUGGAACAUCCCUGUUUGCAUCGCCUGGGCGAUAUCCCUCGUGGGCGGCCUGCCUCAGAUCUUCAUCUUCUCGCGGGUCCAGGUGGCGCCCGGGGUGUUCGACUGCUGGGCGGACUUUAUCCAGCCCUGGGGCUUGAAGACCUACAUCACCUGGACCACGAUGGUUAUCUUUGUCUUGCCCAUUUUGACCGUGGUGGUGUGCCAGGUGCGAAUCUGUCGAGCCAUCCAGAAUAACCUUUACUUAAAGACGCACCAGGAUGGGGGUAGCGGGGUUGCCUUUCAGCUGCCCUCCAGAACCAGCAGCGUGGCUGGUGUGUCCAAAGCACGAAUCAAAACUGUGAAGAUGACAGUGGUUAUCGUACUUGCCUACAUCAUCUGCUGGACUCCGUUCUUUACCGUCCAGCUUUGGUCUGUGUGGGACAAGGACGCGCCAACAGAAACCGCAACGUUCACCAUCCUGAUGCUGUUGGCAAGUCUGAACAGCUGCGCCAACCCCUGCAUCUACCUGCUCUUCAACGGUCAGCUGCCCAAUAAGCUGACGGUGCUGUGCCGAAGGCCUUCCAACGGGAAAGACUCCAUUAACUAUGAGGCCACAGUGGUCAGCUCGCUCUACAUGAGCUUCAAAAGCAUCUCCGACUCCAAAUAGAACACACAGUUUUCAUAUUCUCCAGGUAUGGGGAAGCAAGUAACUAAAAGGCACGCUUUAGAACCUGAAAGGGUUCUUUGGCUGUCCCCAUAAGAUAACUCUUUGAAGAGGUUCCAUGUAGAACCCGUAACA
Oncorhynchus masou masou (cherry salmon) is the source of this 1330-nucleotide messenger RNA. Its product is annotated as oxytocin receptor-like. The record is from RefSeq and is a predicted model, not a curated record. Gene Ontology annotation, biological process: G protein-coupled receptor signaling pathway; positive regulation of vasoconstriction; regulation of systemic arterial blood pressure by vasopressin. Gene Ontology annotation, molecular function: peptide binding; vasopressin receptor activity. The transcript has 3 exons. Lineage: Eukaryota; Metazoa; Chordata; Actinopteri; Salmoniformes; Salmonidae. Gene Ontology annotation, cellular component: plasma membrane. Bases 128 to 1198 code for a protein of 356 amino acids.